Molecule: messenger RNA, 1272 nt
Organism: Cynara cardunculus var. scolymus (artichoke)
Lineage: Eukaryota; Viridiplantae; Streptophyta; Magnoliopsida; Asterales; Asteraceae
Exons: 1
Coding region: 1-1272 (423 amino acids)
Source: RefSeq, a predicted model, not a curated record
AUGUUAUGUCCAUGCAUUAAAUGCGGUAAUGAGGCAUGGGUUACUCAGGAGGAGGCUAGAAUGCAUCUCAUAUGCGAUGGAUUUUUAAAAGGUUAUAGAAUUACACCUUCUAUUUCCCAACCCUUUCGUCYUAUAUUGKAUACAYUCGAUGACAUGCAAGGAUUGGUGCAUGAUGCUUUUGGUAUCUUAGAUGAAAACAUACUUGAAGAUGAAAUAGACGUAGAAGAGGAAGAACCAGAUGAGCCGAAUCCAGAAGCAAAAAAGUUUUAUAAACUAUUAGAAGAUGCAGAGAAAGAACUAUAUCCUGGAUGUGAAAAAUUCUCCGUACUUUCAUUUAUCGUUAGACUAUUUCAUAGCAAGUGUAUAGAGAAAUGCAAUGACCAAGGUUUCACCAUGAUGCUUGAUACAUUGAGGGAGGCAUUCCCAAAUGCUUCUAUUCCCAAGUCAUUGUAUGAAAUGAAAAAGAUUAUAAAGGAUUUGGGUCUUAGUUAUGAGAAAAUUGAUGCAUGCCCAAAUGACUGUAUCUUGUACCGCAACGAAAAUAGUAAGAAGAUUGAAUGUGAUAUUUGUCACACAUCAAGGUAUCAACAAAGCRAAAAUGAAUCCCAAGAUAAGUCAACUACAUCCCAUAAGCAGAAGAAGAUUGCGGCAAAAGUUUUGCGCUAUUUUCCACUCAAACCAAGGUUGCAAAGGCUAUAUAUGUCUUCCAAAACUGUUGUAUCCAUGAGAUGGCAUGAGGAGAGUCGUACUAGAGAUGGUUGUUUGAGACAUCCUGCAGAUUCCCCAUCUUGGAAAACAUUUGAUUUUCAAUAUCCUGAUUUUGCCAAGGAGCCUCGAAAUGUUAGACUUGGUUUAGCAACUGAUGGGUUCAAUCCUUUUAGGACUAUGAGUGUUUCUCAUAGUACAUGGCMUGUGGUUUUAAUGCCAUAUAACUUUCCACCAUGGAUGUGCAUGAAACAACCUUAUUUUAUACUAUCAUUGCUUAUACCUGGACCCUCUGCUCCUGGAAAUAACAUAGAUGUCUAUUUAGAACCUUUAGUGGAGGAGUUAAAGGAGUUAUGGGAUGUUGGAGUGAAUACUUAUGAUGCAUCAACCAAGAAUAACUUUCAAAUGCAUGCCUCUUUGUUGUGGACCAUAAGUGACUUUCCUGCUUAUGCUAAUUUAUCUGGGUGGAGCACUAAAGGUCAACUAGCAUGUCCUUGUUGCCAUAAGCAUACAAAAUCACAACAACUAAAGCAUGGAGGAAAAUAUUGUUACAUGGGGCAUCGUUGA